Messenger RNA from Podarcis muralis (Common wall lizard), 4099 nucleotides. The record is from RefSeq and is a predicted model, not a curated record. Lineage: Eukaryota; Metazoa; Chordata; Lepidosauria; Squamata; Lacertidae.
GCCGUUUUGGUCCCAUAACCAGGGCAAAAGCUGGACUGAAAUGGGUCCAGAAUUGGUGUUGUUGUUCAGCUUCCUGCUCCAGACGGUGGUUUAUUUGCUGCCAUGUUUAUUUUUUUAUUCUUAUAUCCUUUAUUAUUAUUGUCCUGUGUCGUUUCUUCCAACCUCAAUACUUCACCUCCUAUCUCCCCUCCCUAUAUCUAAUGGAUGAAAUAGCUAGGUAUAGAGGAGGUAUUCCAAAAAUAUAGUCAGGUCUGUGUAAUAGCUCCUUCUAACUACUAGGUGGCUUCCCUAUUCUUUCUCUCCUUCCCCUUCCCCCUCAUCUCUGUCAGCCUUUGUCUCAGACUGCUCUUUUUAACUUCUCAGUCUGCCUGCAGUAAUAAUAAUAAUAAUUUUUUAUUUAUACCCCGCCCUCCCCAGCCAAGGCCGGGCUCAGAGCGGCUUACAAGCAAUAAUAAAAACAAGAAGAAUGAUUACAACUUAAAAACAAAAAUAAAAUACAACAUUAAAAUAAUGGAACAUUAAAAUAUUAAAAUGUAGAUAAGGAGUCCUGUUCUCAAAAAAAAUUUGUUUUCCUGACCAAAGUCCUGGAUGUUAAUUGUAAUCCACAAGGGGGGUAGAUUCAGUUGAACAAUACUGGUAAAUAUAAGGAAAAUGUAAAAACGGUAAAAGUAAUCCAAUCUAUCAAACAGGAAAUAUACAAAAUAUUAUCUUCAGUUCUUCUACGCCUAAUCCAAUUUUCACCCCAAUCGCUGGGAAAUGGGGGAAGUGGAGUUACCUCCACCAAACAGGGCAACGUAUUACCAGAAACAAAGCAAAAAGAAAAAUAGUAUUUCAACUCCCAGUUGAGUCUAAUCCACUUUUUGCUGAUUCUCCUUACACACGGUUCCACAGGAAAAAGGAAACUGUUUUACACUGACACAUAGAGACUAUAGCUUUGCCCAUGGUUUCAACCUUAUAUCCAUUGUUUUAAAAGUCACUUUCUGCUGGGUAUUCUAAUAAAAGACACUGUUCAUUUCGCUCCACAAACUUUUUAAUAGAUAAGGCACCCUUGAGGCAUGGUGAGGCAACUGCCUCAGGUGGCAGGAUCCCCAGGAACAACUGGUCGUGAUGUAGAUAUUUAUUCACACUUAUUCCUGAUGCAAAUCUUCACUCUCACUUUCUUCCCUGGCGGGGAGCGGAGCACCAGUUUGUGGUUCACCUCAGGUGCCAAAAUGUAUUGGACCAGCUCAAGGGGUUCUUCAUUGGGCAACUCAGCUUGGAGGUAAAAAAUGCAUAAAUCUGGGAGUCUUUAGCCUGUCUUCCCCACAACAUCAUACCAGCUUUGGCAUGGUUUUCUGUGCUAUGGAAGCUUUUCUGUACUGCCUAUUGCCCACAGGCAGGCCAGCGGCAUCAAGUCCUUCAGCAGCUGCAGUAUAAAAGAUUUCCGGAAUUUUCUGGAGUCCGGAGCAUCGCAGUGCCUCUUGAACAAGCCACGCAUGGAUCUCAUGUACAGAGCCCCCUACUGCGGAAACAAAGUGGUGGAAGACGGGGAGCAGUGUGACUGUGGCACAGCAAAGGAAUGUGAAAGCAAUCCAUGCUGUGAGCCAAAUUGUCUGUUGAGAAGAGGGAAAGCCUGUGCCCAUGGUGAUUGUUGCUGGUCGAGGUAUUGCAGGUUGAAAGCAAAAGGCACAUUAUGCAGAGGCACUAAAGAUGAAUACUGUGAUCUGAAGGAAUACUGCAAUGGUACCUCUGCUGAGUGCACAGAGAAUUUUUAUGUCCAGGAUGGACAGAAUUGUGAGGGGGAGACAGGGAUUUGCAUGGAAGGAACAUGCCAAAGUGCAGAUUUGUGGUGCCGCAAAGUAUUUGGAAAAGAUUCAAAAAGUGGAUCAUCUCAGUGUUAUGAGGAAAUCAACAGUCAAAAGGACAGGAUGGGACAUUGUGGUUCCUCUGCCAAAGGAUAUGAGAACUGUCAGUGGCAGGACCUCAAGUGUGGCAAGCUGGUGUGUGAAUAUCCAGGUAAAAAGCCUUAUGCUAUCGAAAAUGCAGCGAUAAUUUAUGCAAAGGUGCAGAAUCGCUUGUGUGUCACUUUGGACUACAUGAAAGGGCCGGGAGUGAAGGACCCAUUCUUGGUUCGUGAUGGCUCCAUCUGUGGGGAUAAUAAGGUUUGCAUGACCCAGAAGUGUGUGGAUAGGUCUAUAUUAAAAACAACUUGUGAUCCAGUGAAAAAGUGCAACAGGAAAGGAGUAUGCAACAAUAAAGGAAAUUGCCACUGCAAUAUGGGGUGGGCCCCCCCUGACUGCACAAUGGAAGAUAGAGGAGGCUUGGGUGGAAGCAUUGACAGCACAUUUCGAAGUGCUGCAACUGUAGACGAAACUCUCAAUGUUGGUACAGCUACAAGAAACUGGCUCCUGAUUAGCUUUUUCCUUUUCCUGCCUGUCCUGAUUGGCUCUGUCAUCUUGAUCAUAAAACUGAGGGACUUUUUCUCAAAUGUGAAAGGGGAGGAGGAAGAGGAGGAAGAUGCAGAAGAGGAAGAAGAGGAAGGAAAAGGUUAUGAUACGAAAAGAUCUCAACAAGUUCAUCAGCCACAGACUGCAAGUGUAUAGACCAUUCCCUGACAGAUGAAGACGAAGGAGCCACCGCUCUCCAGGCCCCACGCUCUCCGCUGCCGCUGCCACAUGUGGUGACGCCAAUAGUCCUCUCCAGCCUCCACAGUGGCCAAAGCUGUCCAACCGAGGCAGUGAGAGGACAGGAGGCAGCACCAGACUGAGAAGAAGUGCAGGCACCGCCACCGCCACCAGCAGUGCUGACAGCCAUGUGCCUCCUGGGCUCCCUCCACCUUCCACACGGGCUCCUCACGCACCCUCAGCCCAGCUGCUCAGUCCACCAGAUGGGCGGAACACCUGCACCACCCUUGGGCACUGGCAAUGCAUGCUAUGCCACUGGGCGCACCCAGAGGCAAUGGCAAGCAGAACCAUCCUCUGACUAGCUACAAGUGAAAAGGCAGGCAACUACUGGAGGAAGCCAGGCCGAGGUUGGUGGGGCAGUUCCCUAUUCACCCUUACAGACCAGCCUCCACUCUGGUUGCAUGGAGUGAGUGUGGUUGGGCUCAGCUUAGGGGGAAAAGGAUACAUUUUCUGGGACCUGGUCUUUGAUCAGCCUGGACCUGGUCUUUGAUCAGCCUGAGAACGGUGCUUCUUCUGGUAGAGAUGGGCCAGAAAGUUUUAUAAGACCAGGGGAGUGGUGGUUAUUACUAGGAGGACUGGGGAUGGGGCUUUUGCUGCUGGUCUCUGCAGCAGCACCUUCUUUCCAAGGCCAUGCAUGGGCAGAGUGAGAUGGGAGCAGUGCAUGGACUCAGUGGUGCACUGAAUGAGGGCCAGUAAAUUGACUUUGAAUCCUAGCAAGAUGGAGGUGCUGUGACUGAGUCACAAACUCUGGAUAAUGGGUGAUUUUUUUGCUUUGGAUGGGGUUACACACUCCCUGAAAGUGCAGGUUCGUAGUUUGGGGCUGCUCCUGGCUCCAUCUUCGUUACUUCGUUACAGAUGACCUCAGUGCCCAAGAGUGCCUUUUACCAGCUUCAGCUGGUGAAGUAGCUACAGCUGUUUCUGGACUGAGAUAGCCUGCCCUAGAAGUUGCAGGUGGCGCAAAUUUUCACUCACUGGGGCAGGAUUUCACCAACACAUUACUCUGCUGUUGAAAAAAUUACACUGGCUGACAAGUAGCUACAGGGCUAAGUUCAAGAUGAUGGUUUUGGUGUAUAAAGCCCUAUAUAACUUGUCUGACCCCUUAUAUUCGCAACCACUUGCUGUGCUCGACAGAUGAUGGCCUGCAGAUUCCAUCUUAUCAAGAGGUCCAUUCUAUAUGGUGUAGCAAUUGCACCUUUAAUGUCGACACACCUACUUUUUGGAAUACCCUCUCACGGAAUAUUAGGUGCCAUCUCUUCCAACAAGUCUUUUUACUUCAAUGUUUUUCCCAGUUUGCAUCUAUACUGGAAUAGUUUUAAAUACUAUUUUUGAAUGUUUUAUUGCUUUAUCACUUGUUUGCUGCCCUGGGCUCUUAAAAAAAAUUAAGUACAAGCAUCCAUAAUUGAAUUGUACAAUAAAAACAAACCCGUUGAACAACA